Protopterus annectens (West African lungfish) is the source of this 3687-nucleotide messenger RNA. Its product is annotated as gastrula zinc finger protein XlCGF57.1-like. The record is from RefSeq and is a predicted model, not a curated record. Gene Ontology annotation, cellular component: nucleus. Gene Ontology annotation, biological process: regulation of transcription by RNA polymerase II. Bases 159 to 2057 code for a protein of 632 amino acids. NCBI's taxonomy places the organism in Eukaryota, Metazoa, Chordata, Ceratodontiformes, Protopteridae. Gene Ontology annotation, molecular function: DNA-binding transcription factor activity, RNA polymerase II-specific; RNA polymerase II transcription regulatory region sequence-specific DNA binding. The transcript has 4 exons.
GUUUAGCUACUAAUCUUACAUAUUGCUGGCAGUAAGAAGAUGACAAAAUAAAUUAUUUUUCCAACUGUAAUUCUCUACUGUGUUGACACAGCUGGUAUCUGCAAGCAACAUCUGCUCUUUUUCUGAUAGAUUCUGUACUACAGAAACCUGAAACAAAAAUGAAGUUGGAGGUACCAGAAACCUUUGAAGAUAUUGCUGUUGAUUUUUCCGCAGAAGAAUGGAAGAUGCUGAACAAUCAGGAGAAAGAACUGCACAGAGAGGUGAUGGUGCAGAACUACAAGCACAUGGUGUCAGUAGGUUUUAUAAUCCCGAAAGAGAAGCUUCUGUUGCUGUUUGAAAAACAUGGGAGUCUUGCAUCUGGUGUUUUGGAAGAAGCAAUGACCACUCUUCAGAUGGACAGCUCUGAAGUCACCCCCAACAUUCACAGGUGGUUAAAUGGCAGUGAGAUUCAGUGUCGGAGGUCAUCACAGAAACAACAUCCGAGUUCCACGUGUCCUAUGGGCUCCACAGAUAAAACACCUCCAACAGUGCAUGGCUUGUCUCAUACUGAAACCAGACAUCAUACAUUUAUGGAAUGUAACAGCAAUUUUAGUUUUGAGAAGGAUCUGAAAUUGCUUCUGGAAACUCAAGAGAGAGAGAGAGUGUACAAAGCAGGUAAGGGUAAAACAGUUUCCACGUUCCAUUUUCUAAAACACUGGAAAGAUUAUACUGAUGAGAGACGUAGGAGGAGGGUCCAUCCUCACUAUGUUGAUAAAUGCCCUAGAAUAUUUGAAGGAAGGAAAGCGAAGGACAGAUGCAAAGACAGUUUGAAAACACAUCAAAAAGCCAAUGCUAAGGAGAAAUUGUUUCAGUGUGCCACAUGUGGCAAGUGUUUCAUAAAGAUGAAUAGCCUUAUCCAACAUAAGAAUGUCCACAUUGGCAUCAGUCCAUUUAAAUGUGGCACAUGUAACAAAUACUUUUCACAUAACUUUUCCCUCACCAUCCACAAAAGAACUCACACAGGGGAGAGACCAUAUAAAUGUGCGACAUGUGACAAAACUUUUACAAAGAAAAGCAGCCUUAAAGCCCAUGAGCAAAUACACACUGGAAUUAAAUCAUUUAAAUGUGUCAUUUGUGGCAAGAGAUUUCUAGACAAACCCAAGCUUCAGAGACAUAUUAAUUCCCACACAGGGGUGAAGCCAUAUAAGUGUACAAUAUGUAAUAAGAAUUUUGCACAGAAGGGUGCCCUUACAGUUCAUGAGAGAAUCCACACUGGAACUAGGCCCUAUAAAUGUGCCACGUGUGGCAAGAGCUUCAUACAGAAGAAUGCCCUUAUGAUGCAUGAAACUACACAUACUGGAACAAAGCCAUAUAAAUGUGUAAUAUGUGGCAAAAGCUUUGCGUGGAAGCAGUGCCUUGAAGUCCAUGAAAAAAUCCACACUGGAAAUCUGCCUUAUAAAUGCUCUUUGUGUGGCAAGAGUUUUGUACUAAAGAAAUGCUUUAUAUACCAUGAAAAAAUCCAUGCUGGAGAUAGACCAUUUAAGUGUUCCAUUUGUGGCAAGAGUUAUAUAGAUAGACAUGGUCUUGCUGGGCAUAAGAUUGUCCACACUGGAGAAAAGCCUUACAGCUGUGCAACUUGUAGUAAGAGUUUUAUACGCAAAUGCAACCUCACAGAUCAUGAAAAAAUCCACACUGGUGAAAAGCCUUACAGCUGUACAACAUGUUGUAAGAGUUUUAUAAGCAAACGUCACCUCGCAGUUCAUGAAAAAAUCCACAGUGGAGAAAAGCCGUAUGAAUGUGAAACUUGUGGCAAGCGUUUCAGACGAAAACACCACCUUGAACUCCACAAGAAACUUCACACUGGACGUGAAGCCUUUAAAUGUGCCAUAUGUGGCAAGACAUACACAGCAAAGAGUAAUCUCAGAAGGCAUGAGUUUGUACACUCUGGGAAGAAGCCAUAUCAGUGUGCAUCAUGUGAUAAGAGUUUUUCACGGAAGGGCAACCUUAGGCACCAUGAGAAACUCCAUAGUGGGGAGAGAACAAUCCGAAGGCAGAACAAGAAAAUUGCCCCUUCUUAACAGCUGAGUGACGUCUCCAGGCGUUUCUGCAGUUACCUCCUACUGCGCCUCUUUGCACCUAAUAUUGCCUGUUCAUAUUUGCAUUUAUAAUUCCAAAACCAUGUUACAUACGAAGUAUUAGAAUAUUUUAUCUUGAAGCAUACAUGAUGACAAACACAACUGUGUUCAUACGACCUCUAUCAAUGAGUAUUUGUUAGAACUGUAAGGCGAUAACUUCAUUUUUUAAAGGCUGAAGCCACACCCACUGGGAGUUAAAGGUCCACACUCAAAACAGCUCUGUUAGAGGAAAUGAGUUAAUAAUUCAGUGAAACAAUUACCUAAACAUUCAGCAGGCAUGACAAGAUGUCAUAACUAAAGACAUUUUUCUAAAUUAAUUUUUAGUAACUAAGUCAGAAAAAUGAAUUGAAAAUUCAGACAAGGCUAGCCUGGCUUUGUGACACAGAUGGUCAGACCCCUUACUGUGAUUCAGGUGUCUAGGGGUGAGUUAAUGGCCCAAGCAUUGGAGGAACUAGGCGGGGGUGGUGGAUUGAAGAGGCAGAGUUUUCACACGCCUAACAGGGAGAGGGUGGCCCAUAGUUAAUAGUAUCCAGGUUGAUGCAUUUUCCCACAGUGCAGAUUGAAUAAACCACCAAUAAGCGCUUUGAGGGAAGAGGCAGAACUGCUUGGAAAGAACUCUCUAUGUGGAAGUGAAUAGUUGUCUUUUCGAGUCAGCCCACUGCAUGUGCCCUACCUGUCACUUCACCAUGUGCAUGUCCCCUACCCGGCACUUCACCAUGUGCACGUUUCUCCCCAGCACUUCAUCAUGUACACAUCCCCUACCUGGCGUCUUCACUAUGUGCGCAUCCCCUACCCAGCAUUUAACUGUGUGCAUGUUGCCUCCCUAGCACUUCACCUUUCCCACAGCAGGAAAGUAGAUCCCAAAUCAGACAACCAACCAUUCUUGAUGAUUGUAUAAGUGAUGGCCUCUCCUGGUCGACCAGCACUCUGGUGAUUGGGAAUGAACAGGCUGAUUGGCCUUGAGGGAGGAUGUUGAUUGACAGACAGUGGGGGUAAAAUGGCAAAAAGAAAGGAAGAAAAUCUGACAGGACCAUGCAAAAACAAAAAUAGUAGCACAUGCCGAUCACAGAAGAAAAUCGACUCAUAUAGGAAGUAACGUGAGGGAACGUUUGAUAGAGUUAAUGUAAAUAUUAGUUACAUUACUGUAUUAUGUGCUGGUGAAGGAGACAGAUUCAUAUAGGAAGUAACGCGAGGGAACGUUUGAUCGAGUUAAUGUAAAUAUUAGCAUUACUGUAUUAUGUGCUGGUGAAGGAGACAGAAGGUAUAUGUGACUUAAAGCAUCAGAUGAUUAAUAAGGUAAAUACAGUAACUGAUUCAUAAGGACCCAGAUGACACAUCAGCUGUAACAAAAUACAUUGAUGUGCAGCAAGGCUGUUAAUUGGUGUAAAGUACUAUCAGAAAAAAAUGACCGAAAGAAAGGAACAUUUAGAUAUUCACCCUGGAAACUGUGAUGAAAAAUAAUAAAGGGUUUUAAAAAGUCAGUAUUGGAGACAUUUAUUAAUGGAAACAGAUCUUUUAUAGUCUGUUGAUGUAAAUAAAAAAGCACUAUUAAAACAGAUCAAGCUCUGUGUUA